AUGCCUGUCCCAAAGCUUGAGCUACAGCAAAGUAGCCGCCUGAGAUCUAUCUCAACGUCCAGCAACUCUCCCGUGCCCACCCCCGCGCUGACGCCGACACACCAACGUACCUCUUCGCACUCGAACAGCAAAAAUCGGAAUGCCCAUCACACCCGGGCCACUUCCUGGACAUCCGGUCACGACGGAGGCGAACCCUCUCCGCUAGAUUUUUCUUCCCAACAGCGUCGUCGGCGCGAGUCCAAUAUCUCCCUCGCCGACCUUUCCGAGGGCUCAUCAGACCGAUACGGCGACGACGCCUCCGAGAAUAUGGCUCUGAGAAACACCUCAUUCGAGCAAUCCGGCCAUGCCCGCAACCGUUCACAGAGCCACGCCCAGGUCUCCUUCAUGCAGCCGCAGCAGUUCGCCGCUCACCCGCCUCCGCGUCCAGGGCCCGUCACUUGGAUGACCCUGCCGCGGAAGAAGCAAUUAGCCUUGUUAGGGCUGUGUCGUGUAUUUGACUUUUUGCAGAUUGCCUCGUUGCAGGCUUACAUGUUCUACCAGCUCAAAUCCUUUGAUGAGAGCCUCUCCGACGCAGAUGUGUCCACCCAGGCCGGUAUCCUCCAGGGUGCCUUUACCGCGGCCCAGUUUGCCACGGCAAUUCCCUGGGGUCGAGUAGCUGAUGCCGAAUGGGGUGGACGGAAGUUCGUCCUUCUAGUUGGUCUUUUGGGUACGGCAGUAUCGUGCCUGGGGGUCGCUUUUGCUACGUCGUUCGCGCAGGCCGUGUUCUGGCGUUCAUUCGGCGGUGCCAUUAAUGGUACGGUGGGUAUUAUUCGGACCAUGAUUGCGGAGAACGUCAAGGAGAAGAAAUACCAUUCCCGGGCGUUCCUAAUUCUACCAAUUGGAUUUAACAUUGCUUCUUUGUUCGGACCUGUUAUGGGUGGUAUGCUCGCCGAUCCAGUGCGCAGCUAUCCGGCGUUGUUCGGCCCCAACUCUUCUUUUGGCGGGGCGAAUGGUGUACAAUGGCUCGAGCGCUAUCCUUAUGCAUUGCCCAUGUUGGCCAACGCGAUUUUCCUUUCUUUUGCUGCAUUCUGUGUUGGCAUCGGCUUGGAGGAGACUUUGGAAGCUUGCAAGGGUAAACCGGGCUUGGGUGUUUUUACCGCCAGGAUCUUCGCCCGCGGUAUCCGUGCCGUGGUUCCCUCUUCGUCACCGUUAUACCAGCGUCUGCCUUUUGCCGAUUACGGCGAGGAUGGUCCUCUGCUGGGCCAUCACCGCGAUCCUACCGAAAGCUACGAACUGGAAGAGAAGGCGGCCAAGCCGCUGCGCCACAAGCGCAUGCUGCCUUUCCGCAGACUUUGGACGAAGAACGUGUUGUGCACACUUUUGGCGCAGGCCUUCUUCGAUUUCCAGAUGGGUGCAUUCAAUAACCUCUGGCUGCUCUUCCUGUCAUCUCCCCGUUAUGAUUCCAACGACCCUGCCGCCCCUGCUCAGAGGCUGCCAUUCAUCUUUACCGGUGGACUGGGUAUGUUGCCUCAGAGCGUCGGAUUCGCCACGGCUAUUCUGGGUGUCAUCGGCAUGCUCCUCCAGUUCACCGUGUAUCCCGCAAUCAACAGCCGCUUGGGAACGGCCAAGAGUUACCAGUACUUCUUGACUUUGUUCCCCCUGGCUUAUGCGUUUGCCCCGUAUAUCGCACUUGCCCCGUCCAGCGCACCACCUCCGGGACAGGCCAACGGACCGUGGGUUUGGUUUUCUAUCAUUGUUGUCCUUUUCCUGCAAGUCACGGCCCGUACCUUUACGCUGCCGACCUCGAUCAUCUUGCUGAACAACUGCUCGCCACAUCCCUCGGUGCUGGGCACCAUCCACGGGAUUGGCCAGUCAGUGUCCUCAGCCUUCCGAACUAUUGGGCCCAUCUUCUCCGGGUCUUGGUACGGAUACGGCUUGGAGGUCGGUAUGGUAGGGUUUGCCUGGUGGCUGAUCGCCCUGGUGUCCGUUUUUGGAUGCGUUGCGGCUAUCUUCGUCUACGAGGGAUCCGGCCAUGAGAUCGUCCUCCCCGGAGAGGAGGACGAUUUCCGUGACCGUCACUGA
Molecule: messenger RNA, 2061 nt
Organism: Aspergillus bombycis
Lineage: Eukaryota; Fungi; Ascomycota; Eurotiomycetes; Eurotiales; Aspergillaceae
Product: putative MFS transporter
Exons: 4
Coding region: 1-2061 (686 amino acids)
Biological process (GO): transmembrane transport
Molecular function (GO): transmembrane transporter activity
Source: RefSeq, a predicted model, not a curated record